This is a messenger RNA of Tuber melanosporum (Perigord truffle), 1986 nucleotides long. RefSeq lists its product as uncharacterized. The transcript has 6 exons. Gene Ontology annotation, biological process: transmembrane transport. Bases 195 to 1682 code for a protein of 495 amino acids. Gene Ontology annotation, cellular component: membrane. NCBI's taxonomy places the organism in Eukaryota, Fungi, Ascomycota, Pezizomycetes, Pezizales, Tuberaceae. Gene Ontology annotation, molecular function: transmembrane transporter activity. The record is from RefSeq and is a predicted model, not a curated record.
UAAAGACUCUUGAACCCCGGAUAAAGCUCGAAGGGUACCGGUACCAUAUCAGAAGCUUCUUGCUCUCGAGCACAAGCCCUUUUCCUUUCCUUUCCUUCCACCCCCCGUCCUUCAUUCCCCCCCCCCUCUCUCCCCCUUCCAACUACUUGUGUCAAUUGAGCCUCUGAGAGUUAUAUUCCGACAAUAUCAAAAGGAUGUCAGAAGGAAGUACCAUUGAGAAGGAGGCGAAGCAUAUUGAUGGAACUGUUACCCCGGACUCAUUGGAGUCCUCCGACCUGGCCUGCUUCGACGAGAAGAGAACGAAGAAGCUUCUGAGGAAGUUGGAUUGGCAUCUCGUGCCCUUUUUGGCACUACUUUACUUACUUUCAUUCCUGGAUCGCACAAACAUUGGCAAUGCACGCUUGGCUGGGCUUGAGAAGGACCUUGGCAUGUCGGGUCUUGACUACAAUGUUGCCCUCGCAGUAUUCUUCCCUUGGUAUGUCGCGGCCGAAGUCCCCAGCAAUCUCAUGAUGAAGAGGACCCGGCCUUCUCUCUGGCUCACCAUUAUCAUGGUUGCUUGGGGUAUCACCAUGACCCUCAUGGGUUUGGUCACCAACUAUGUCGGUCUCUUGAUCUGUCGUAUGGCUCUCGGUUUAACAGAGGGUGGUCUAUUCCCUGGUGUCACUUUCUACAUCACCAUGUGGUAUAGACGUCACGAAUGCGGUCUCCGUAUGGCGAUAUUCUUCUCUGCUGCUACCCUUGCCGGUGCCUUCGGUGGUCUCUUGGCCAGAGGUAUCUCUGAGAUGGCGGGUGUUGGGGGAAAGCCUGGAUGGGCCUGGAUUUUCAUUCUCGAGGGAUUGGUUACGGUCAUUAUUGCUUGCAUCGCAAUCUGGGCCAUCAAUGAUUACCCCGAGACCGCUAAAUUCCUCACACCCGAAGAACGUAAGGAAGUCCACCGUCGCCUGAAGGCCGACAGAACCUCCCUCGCAGACGAGUACCAUAUCAAGUACUUCUUCCACGCCAUCAAGGACUGGAAGAUCUAUGUGCACAUGUUGAUCACCAUUGGGAUCUACACCCCUCUCUACUCCUUCUCCCUCUUCCUCCCGACCAUCGUGAAGAACAUGGGUUACACCAACAAGGAGUCGCAACUGAUGUCCGUCCCGCCAUACGUCUUCGCCUGUAUCUGCACCAUCGGAGCCGGGUACCUUGCCGACCGCUCGAAGCAGCGUGGGGUGUACAUGAUCGCCGCCUGCCUGACCUCCAUCAUCGGGUUCACCAUGUUGAUCUCCACCCACAAGCCCGGUGUCCAGUACGUUGGCACCUUCCUCGCUGCCGGCGGUAUCUACCCGAACGUUCCCAUGGGAGUCGCUUGGAACGGCAACAACAUUGGCGGCUCGACCAAGCGUGGUGUCGGGAUCGCGAUGCACGUCGGUUUCGGUAACUUGGGAGGUAUCAUCGCCGCAUUCGCCUACCGUUCCACCGAUGCGCCCAGGUACUUCUCCGGACAUGGUCUGCUCAUCGCUACGACCACCAUGAGUCUCUCGCUCUGCUGCUUCAUGACCAUAUACCUGAGGAAGGAGAAUGCCAGACGUGACGCUCUCAUGGCCAGUCAGGGACUCACGCUGGAUGGCUACUCUGAUGACAUGAAGGACUCCGAGAGGGAGAAGGGUGAUAAUGCUACUUUCUUCCGUUACACAAUCUAAUCCUAUAGUUUUUUUCUUGUUUUUUUUUUCCUUUCUUACCACUUCCUUUCCAAUGCGUCUUACUUUUAUAUAUAUCAUUCUGCAGUUUUAUUUCCUAUCUUCUUUUUUAAGGUUCGGGGGAAUACGCGUGGGAAACUCAUUUUGUAAUGACUCACUGUGAAUGAAGGGGGACACGUAUGAUAUAGCAUUUGUCCGAAGGAAAGAAAGAGUGAGGGAAACGAACAAACUUGAACAAAGUUUAGAUGGAGUCCUUAGGUUUUUUCUUUCUGGAAAACAGAACAAAUUGAUUAUCGGUUCUUAUAUA